AUGGUUCAGCUCCACGCAUCUCCCGGCCCCGAGCACGACGCCUUUCUCGCCUGGGCCCGCGACCGCGGCGUCGUCGUCGAUGGUGUGACGCCCGCGAGCUUUCCUGCAAGCGGCCUUGGUGUCAUCAAGGACGUCCGUCUUCCACUCGACGCUACCGUGCACGGCCGUCUGGCUGCAUAUCUGACCAUCGUGCAUGAUAAACCCGACAGACCGCAUGUCGUUUGGGAGCCUGUCUGGCCGAAAAAAGAUGACUUUGAUCUGAUCAUGCCGCUGAGGUGGGACGAGCACGAGAAGAAGCAGCUGACUCCGCACGCUAAAGAGCUGCUCGCAAACCAACAGUCCAAGAUUGAUAAAGAUUGGGACCUUCUCCAAACCCAUCUCCCUAACCAUGAGGACCCUAGCUGCCGCGAACUGUUCACUUACUACUGGCUCAUUGUCAACACGCGCACGUUCUACUGGGACUACCCUACCAAUACCCGCACCGGCAAGCAAGCGAACAAGCGCCGCAAGCUCGCACCAGAUGACUGCAUGGCGCUAUGCCCGUUCAUGGAAUACUUCAACCAUGCUGAUGAAGGAUGUGUGGUGGAUCAUGAUGUUAACGAGUUCACCGUAACUUGUAAUCGUGAUUACGAAGAAGGCCAGGAGGUUUAUCUCUCCUAUGGUUCGCAUAGCAACGAUUUCUUGCAGGUUGAAUAUGGGUUCAUUCUUGCAAGCAACAAAUGGGAUGAGACAAAGCUCGACCACAUUAUCCUACCGCAGCUCUCCAAAACACAGAAGACUGGCUUAGAAGAGACUGGAUUUCUUGGCAACUAUACGAUCGACAGCACGCAAACAUGUUACCGAACUCAAGCCGCCUUGCGCUCAAUAAUCCUACCGGAACGGAACUGGCGUCAGUUCGUCGAAGGUUGGAGCGACGGUGAAAAGGACCAGAAGGAAGUCUACAAAUACUGUGUGCAGCUGUUAGAGCAGUAUGAGCGUGACAUUGCCAAAGUGCAAAAGACCGUGGAGGAAUUGCAGGAGGGGUAUAGAAAAGACACACUUAAGAGAAGAUGGGAGCAGAUCAAGGUCAUCGUGGGCGACUUGAAAUUGAAAUUGGAGUCGUGAUGGAGGCAAAACCGAUAUAGGGAUACGCCUUACUUUUCGUUCUUUUAUUUUUGUACCCUCGUGGUCUUUUGUAUAUCUUUUUUCCCAUAUCUUUAACGUCCGGUGAAUAAAAAUUCGCCGUCCAGCGAGACAGGAAAAGAUACAACCAGUCACAUGGUAUACUCGUCUAGCUAGAAGUCUGAGUCCUGGAUAUGAGUAUGAAGGUCUUAGAAUGCACAUACACC
Aplosporella prunicola CBS 121167 is the source of this 1328-nucleotide messenger RNA. RefSeq lists its product as uncharacterized. Bases 1 to 1104 code for a protein of 367 amino acids. NCBI's taxonomy places the organism in Eukaryota, Fungi, Ascomycota, Dothideomycetes, Botryosphaeriales, Aplosporellaceae. The transcript is spliced from 7 exons. Gene Ontology annotation, biological process: peptidyl-lysine monomethylation. The record is from RefSeq and is a predicted model, not a curated record. Gene Ontology annotation, molecular function: protein-lysine N-methyltransferase activity.